AUGUCGCUGGGUGUAAUUGGACAGUGGGCCGGGCAAAACAUCGUGUCUUACUACCUCGGGGCUGUACUAGAUACAAUUGGCAUCACCUCUCAGUAUCAGCUGCUCUCCCGAUUGACUGACUCGGGCGUCGACCGCUUCGCCAUCAGUCGGCGUGGCAGUGGUCCCAGUGUUGUUAUCCUCUACGGGUUCUACGACACUGCCUUCUCUGGCGCAAAUGACCACGUACUUGAGAAUCUUCCUCAACAUUUAGUCAAUCCUCCUGCACUCGAACCUAUUGGUUGGAAGCAUUACAUUAAACCCGAGGUCAUACGUGAGAAGAAAUGGCGAUCAUCUUCGACGUUGAAGCGGCAAGAGUUACGAAUAUUCCAUUAG
Messenger RNA from Colletotrichum lupini, 372 nucleotides. RefSeq names its product sugar transporter. Bases 1 to 372 code for a protein of 123 amino acids. The record is from RefSeq and is a predicted model, not a curated record. The transcript has 5 exons. NCBI's taxonomy places the organism in Eukaryota, Fungi, Ascomycota, Sordariomycetes, Glomerellales, Glomerellaceae.